Molecule: messenger RNA, 2987 nt
Organism: Balearica regulorum gibbericeps (East African grey crowned-crane)
Lineage: Eukaryota; Metazoa; Chordata; Aves; Gruiformes; Gruidae
Source: RefSeq, a predicted model, not a curated record
AUACUUCAUUCGAACCUUCUGUUGCACUGGCAAGUCUUGUGCAGCACAUACCAUUGCAGAUGAUUACAGUUCUCAUCAGGAGCCUUACUACAGAUCCAAAUGUGAAAGAUGCAAGUAUGACUCAAGCUCUGUGCAGAAUGAUUGACUGGUUGUCUUGGCCUCUGGCUCAGCAUGUGGAAACAUGGGUGAUUGCACUGCUGAAAGGACUGGCUGCAGUCCAGAAAUUUACCAUCCUCAUUGAUGUUACUCUGCUUAAGAUUGAAUUGGUCUUUAAUCGACUUUGGUUUCCUCUAGUGAGGCCUGGUGCCCUUGCUGUCCUUUCCCACAUGUUGCUUAGUUUUCAGCAUUCUCCAGAAGCUUUUCAUUUGAUUGUCCCACACGUGGUCAGUUUGGUUCACUCAUUCAAGAGAGAUGGCUUACCUUCCAGUACAGCCUUUUUGAUACAAUUGACUGAGUUGAUACAUUGUAUGAUUUAUCAUUAUUCAGGAUUUCCAGAGCUCUAUGAACCCAUUUUGGAAGCUGUUAAGGACAUGCCCAGGCCCACUGAAGAAAAGAUUAAGAUGGCUCUCAAUCAGAGCGCGUGGACUUCUCAGUCCAGCUCUUUGCCAUCUUGUUCAUCUAGACCUUCUGGAAAAUCUGAAACUGGGAAGACAGGUCUAAUUAACCUAGGAAAUACUUGCUACAUGAACAGUGUUCUUCAGGCACUUUUUAUGGCUACGGAUUUCAGAAGACAUGUUUUAUCUCUGCAACUAAAUGGAUGUAACUUACUAGUGGCAAAAUUACAGCAUCUUUUUGCGUUUUUGGCCCAUACCCAGAGAGAGGCAUAUGCUCCUAGAAUUUUCUUUGAGGCUUCCAGACCACCAUGGUUCAGCCCUCGAUCCCAGCAGGAUUGCUCAGAAUAUCUCAAAUUCCUGCUAGACAGGCUGCAUGAAGAAGAGAAAACCUCAAAAACUUUGUCUUCAGCAAAGACUUCUGAAAGUAAAACCAAUGCAAAGUCCCAGAAACAAGAAGCUGUUGAUAAGGCAAAAGUAUUUGCUGAAGCAUCUGGUAAGGGAAGUGAAGAAAGAACUCUGAUCGAGAAGAUGUUUGGAGGAAAAUUGAAGACUACCAUACACUGUCUGAACUGCAAAAGUGUGUCUCAAAAGGAGGAAGCUUUCACAGAUCUCUCUCUGGCUUUCUGUCCUCCAACUUCCUUGGAGAAUGUUGGUCCAAAAUGUAUGGAAUGUACUGAAGGGAAAGGCGACAACGUGGUGCAAACUAAGACUUCACCGACAAGUCCUGCUGGAAAAAAACCUCUCAAGUUGGAAGCAAAUGGUGGAUGUGACCCAAUAACAAAGAAAGCAACCACAAAGGAUUUUUCUGCUGAGCCACAGUCUGAGAAGACUACAAAUUCUGAAUGCAAUGAAGUUCAAGAUAAGAAAAUGUCUCAGAGGGUAGUGGGUGAAAACCCUCUGUCAGUUACAGAUUUACUGAAUUAUUUUCUGGCGCCUGAGAUCCUCAGUGGUGACAACAAGUAUUACUGUGAAAAGUGUGCCUCUCUACAGAAUGCUGAGAAAACUAUGCAAAUCAUUGAGGAACCUGAAUACCUCAUUCUCACUCUUUUGAGAUUUUCAUAUGAUCCAAAGUGUCACGUAAGGCGCAAAAUCUUAGAUAAUGUGUCUCUGCCACUUGAUUUGAAACUACCAGUCAAAAGAGCAACAUCCUCUCCAGGUGUAGUUUCAAGAGGUUGGUCUGUUGGUGUUGAGGUUUCUGAUAUUGGAGAAAAUAUUGCUAAAAAACUAAAGCCCUCAGGUGCUGAUGAAGUGACUCACCCACGAUUGGAGCCCUAUUUGUUAAGCUCUGUGGUGAUGCAUUCUGGUGUAUCCUCUGAAAGUGGACAUUACUAUUCAUAUGCUAGAAAUGCUACUGGGUCAGGGCCUUCAGGACCCUGCCAGCAGUCUACAGGUGAUUCUUUAGCUUCUCCUCAGGCUAAGUUGUUGACAGGGGAGAGUCCUUCUACUGUUGUAGACAGUGACACUGAUAAGUCAAGAGAAUGGUUUCUGUUCAAUGACAGCAGAGUGACAUUUACCUCAUUUCAGUCAGUCCAGAAAAUUACCAGUAGAUUUCCAAAGGACACUGCUUAUGUUCUGUUUUACAAAAAGCAAAAUAGCACCUGUGGCUUCAAUUCAGCAAAUGGAGACCCUCCCCUACAGAAAGACCUCAUGGAUGCAAUUAUGAAAGAUAACAAACUAUACUUGCAGGAGCAAGAGCUUAGUGCUCGAACACAAGCACUUCAAGCUGCCUCAGCCUCGUGCUCUUUCCGACCCAAUGGGUUUGAUGACAAUGAUCCCCCGGGAAGUUGUGGACCGACAGGUGGAGGAGGAGGGGGUGGGUUCAGUACUGUUGGUAGAUUAGUCUUUUGACUAUGAAGAUAACCUGGAAUACACUGGUUCCAAAGCAGCCCAGUACUGCUGAGGACAACUAAAAUAUUGAACUUUGUCCGAUAUUGUACCAAGUUUUGAGACUUGAUCCUUGUUCAAAAGCAAAUGUUGGGUUUUUUUGGUUAUGUUUUAUUUGAAAUAAAUAAGCGCAAAAUGGAAAAAAACUACCUCUUAAAAAUUCAGUUGCUUUUAUAGUAAGAUAUGCUUGCCCAAAAGACAGAAAAUGAAGAUUUUUUAAGUAGUUGCUAGCGACACUGCAUUAAACUGAAUGAACGCACUUACGUCAGUUUCUAUUGUCCUCAUCCAUUGAAUGAAGAAAGUUCAUUUUUUACUCUGAUGGAAAUACUUUACAUGGAAAUCCUUUCAGAUGGGCUAAACUGCAUACAUAGUCUCUCACCUCCACCCCAUUUUCAAAUCCAGUACCUUAUGGAUUUCCAGAGAUGAUGCAAUUUAUAAUGAAGGCAAUAACUUAAAUGUGACAUGAUACAGUACUUUCCAGAUUAAAAAUUAUUCAAUAUAUUUCCAGUAUUAAGUGUAAAGAAGAAAAAAUAAUUUAUAAAUAUUUGC